Messenger RNA from Notodromas monacha, 1770 nucleotides. Lineage: Eukaryota; Metazoa; Arthropoda; Ostracoda; Podocopida; Cyprididae. The record is from the annotation of a GenBank genome assembly.
AUGGUAGUCUCGCAGUUGGACUUGAUUUUACCGGUGAUUCAGGCAGUUGCCCUCCACCAGCCAGACGAUGUGCUCAGGCGUCACGAGUAUCGCGUGGCGCGUGAAGAAGAGCGUUCUCGAGAACGGCUCGACUACCUCAUCAAAUCCCGGUCGUCAGAUGUCGACUCUGCCGCGAGUUCGUUCAAGCUAGUUGCCGGGGAAUUGCGACUGGGUCAAAGGGCGACGAGGUCGGUGUAUUCCUCGCUCUGGGCUCGACUGAAGGUUCUGCAUCGUAUGGGAGAUUUCGUGCGGUAUUUACACGGCAAGUCUACUGAGAGUGGCGCCAAGCUGAGUAUCAUGGAGAGUGUGGAAGUGUUGUGUGCGGCGCCGCGGCGGCUCAUGGUCCUGUCUGAGGAGAAGCGCUACGAGGAAUUCGCAGAGGCCGCCGUGAAGGCAUCCAGUUCAGCUGACAAUUCUCAGCUGGUGGAACUCUGUUCAAUGUUGGUGUCAAGUUCUGCCACGAGAGGAAUGGCUGCUGAAAUAGCAGUGCAACGUAAAGCUGGAGAGGAUCGUUUGAUAAAGAAUCUGGAGUCGGUUUUGUGGAAGACACCGUUGGAGCGAGCGUUGAAAACGAGGAAAAAGAGGUUGAACAAUUUGAGGAAAUUUCAACCCGUUUUUCGCCACAAUGAUGCCGACAGGGAUGAGUUCAGUCGAAGGGCAUUCGAAUACAUCACAGCUGUUUACCAGUGCGUUAAUUUUUAUCCCCGCUUGCAUGCGCUCAGAGUGGCACGUCAACCAAUGGAAUCUUCCCGCGUUUCCCGAUUUGAACAAGGUGACAGCAGCGCUUGGGACCAAUUCGGACUAGAGCCCGACAACCGACCUGUUGCCCCCAGGCGCCAAAAACGAUCCGGACGCCGACUACUCGAUACUGCCGUGAAGGACUCUGCCUUCGACACGAUACGAACCCUUGUCAGCUGCUUCGACACCCUGUCGUGUCUUCCUCGUUGCGUGGAUGCCAUUGGCUCGAAAAUCCAGGAGAACCUCCUGAUGCUUGUCAGAGAGUUGUCAGAGGCUGUGAGUUCGAAUCCGGCUCCCGCAGUGUACGUGGAACUCGUCGGCCCCAGGGGACGAGUCGGGGGUGUCGAACUCAGAAUUCACGCGUUGGUGGACUUUUGGAAUACCCUAUGCGAUGCUUGCUGGCAUUUUAUGGACUUGGAAAAGAGUUUCGUCGCACAGGCUGCUUUCGUUUUAGGCAAAUCGGAGAGCUACUUUGAUUUGUACGAUGCCAAGGAGAUUUGGAUGAAGAUUCAAGGCGUGUGGGGCCCCGAGAUGCGGCCGCUAGUGCUCCAGCUGGUGGUGUCGGAUUACCUAGAUUUGAAAAGCCUCGCUGCUCGUCCGAUGAGCAUGUUUGGCGUGCCGAAGUCUUCCACGAAGUCGUCGGUUCUGAACGCACUUUUUGCCGUCGGCAACAAGAGGAUCCAGUCGCCGGCCAACGAACCCUGUUUAUUCUCGUUCAACAAUACAGUGCACGGACGACUGCAGAGCGACUUGGAUUCUGGGCUGUUCGGGCCAGAUCCGGAGAUUCUGUCUGCAUUUGCCGAUUACGUUAUGGUUUGUCGGCCUGAGCCUCAUAACAUCAGAUUCCUACUGCAUCCAAUCAUGACGUUUGUCGUGGAAAUACAAGGUAAAUUUGGAUUUCAAGCUACGGGAACGUUUGGCAUUUCGUUGGUUGGAUUUUUCCGGAGCUACUUGGAAGACGUCUACUACCCAUAUUUGUACAAAACGAUUUGA